AAAGAAAGAAUGACUUGGCAAGGCAAAGGCAGAAGAACGAGAUUCUGCAGACAAGUGUGCACUAUGCGGCAGAUGAAUCCCAAUCUUUUGUUCUUUUGUGACAAGACCCAGAAAACGAAGAAAAGUGUCCUCUAGAGAGCGAGAUAGAUUAGACACCGAAAGAGGGAAAUUUGUGUAUUUUCAGUUCAGAGAAGAGAGAGAGAGACAGAGAUGAAAGAUUUGCUUGGGAGUCCAGGGAAGGUGAGUGGGCUGAUUUUGAGGAUUGGGCAAUGUUUGUUUGCUGCUGCUUCUAUUGGAGUUAUGGCCUCUGCUUCUGGCUUCUCCAGCUCCACUGCCUUCUGUUAUUUGAUUGCUUCUAUGGGGCUUCAAGUCUUGUGGAGUUUUGGACUUGCAUGCCUUGAUAUACAUGCUCUAAGGCUAAAAAGAGACCUUCGUAGUCAUGUUUUGGUGAGCCUUUUUGUUGUUGGCGAUUGGGUGACGGCUAUUCUAUCGCUUGCAGCUGCAAGCUCAUCGGCUGGAGUGAUAAUACUGUUGACAAGAGACACCAGUCUCUGCCAUGAUGACCAGAAGCAACUCGCAUGCAGUAUGUUCAGACUCUCUGUAGCUUUGGCCUUCGUCUCCUGGUUCCUCCUCGCGGUAUCUUCUUACGUGAUGUUUUGGCUUCUAGCCUCUGUUUGAAUGAUUGUCGCGAUACCACAACACGGAUGAUCUGUUUUUCACCAUUUUGUAAAUAUUGCAGACUUCUGAAGAACAUAGUUCACGGAGAUGAUUCAUUUUUUAACUUGUGCUCUCUGUAGCAUGUCUUUUUGGUCAUAGUUGGAGCUUGAUGUUGCAGUCUAUCCAUCUUUGUUUCUUUUUACCCAUUGUGGCCAAGAAGAAAGUGGAUAUACUCGAUUCAUGCUUUUCUGAAUUCAAGCUGAAAAUCCCAGUAUAAAUGUUCGUUUAAUCAGAACUUUAAUCA
Molecule: messenger RNA, 961 nt
Organism: Diospyros lotus (date-plum)
Lineage: Eukaryota; Viridiplantae; Streptophyta; Magnoliopsida; Ericales; Ebenaceae
Product: CASP-like protein 5B2
Exons: 3
Coding region: 211-678 (155 amino acids)
Cellular component (GO): membrane
Source: RefSeq, a predicted model, not a curated record